AUGGACACGGCCACCCAAUGGGCAAUUGCGGGUCUCGUCUUCUUAUUGAUUUUAUUGAUUGUUCUAUUAUUCUCGAAGACGCCUUUUCUGACAUUCUUCACAGCUGACCAAGGAUGGGAGAAAUUGGAUGAGAAUAGUGGCAUAUUGGAACAUUCCAAUACCCUCUCCCGUAUUCCUGUACAUUAUCAAACGCCAUACGACAAAUCUGCGAAUCUCUGCUACAGUAGUCCAUUGGACGGAUUCAUCAAAAUGAACUAUGGGAUUCAAGAUGAAAAAGAGACGAGGCAAUAUCUCGUCCCAAGUGAAGAUAUUGAGUGUCAGUUGGUAGUCGAACCAGCUUCGCCUGAAGUACAUCUUACCCCAGUAACACCUGAGCGACGGAUUUCUGACGACCAGCUUCAAUGUCCUACACAGUUACGACGGGGCAUCUCAACCGAUAGCUUGGACAGCUCCGCCUCGUCGAUUAUGGAAAUGAAUCGCGAUGUCCCUACGGCAAAUCUUACGCUCAAGUAUGACGAGACCACCCAAAUGCUCUCUGUACAAUUACAUCAUCUAUCAGAUGUAUACAACGACUAUGGUCAGAUUUGGAUGCUUUUCUUCCUACUUCCUCAUCCGAAACCACUCUGGCGUACUGAGAGUCCGAGUGACGAUACAACGGGAACGGUGAAAUUGGGUGAAAUCCUAUUCCUUGCUUCAUACUCUCAUGAUCGAUUGAACGUGAUCGUCUCAAAGAUUAGGAAUCUUUCAAAUGUCUACAAAAGCGAGUUUUAUUACAAGUAA
This is a messenger RNA of Haemonchus placei, 780 nucleotides long. The record is from the annotation of a GenBank genome assembly. NCBI's taxonomy places the organism in Eukaryota, Metazoa, Nematoda, Chromadorea, Rhabditida, Trichostrongylidae.